GCAGAAACACACACACACACACACACUCCUGUAAGUGUGUGUUAACAGAUGAUGUCAGCUGCACUCUUUCAGACAUCUGCAGGCUGUUUAGCAUCAGGUGGGUGGAGUCAGGCUCGCGAUUGGCCGGAGGGGGAACAGAUCCCGACCCUGGGGACGGACACCACACCCAUCUGUGUGUGUGUGUGUGUGUGUGUGUGUGUGAUCCUGCAUACGCUCUGUUGUAUUAGUUCUUCUUCACUGCAGAGCUGCGUGCAGAUUCUCAGAACUGGUUGUCGUCACCAUGGAGAUUCACACGACUCUUCCCCCGGUGGUUAAGGUGUUACCUGACGUUACUGCACCCCCUCCCACUGAGGUCGUCCCCAUCAUAGUGACGAAGGGUAUCAACGUGGACGACGAUGGAGAUUUGGCGGCACUGACCGGAGGAAUCAUCGGUGCUGUGCUGUUUCUGCUAGUCUGCAUGAUCGCGGCGCUGCUGUGGUGUACGUCCAGGCGUAAAGGCUCAUACGUCACCAACGAGGUGGACGACGACGACGACGGAGGCAUCGACGACGACGAAGGCAUCGACGAAGACGACGAAUCGAUCGGUUCUGAUGCGGCCCUUCAAAGCAGAGAACCUCAGGAGAUCAAAGAGGAGGAAUAAAGACACUUAUCAGCUGAUGUUGUGCUGAGGACUGAAGAGUUUUGUAGCUUUACACAAAGAGCACCUGAGGAGGAAGAUCUCUUUUAUCGUUUUUCAAUGGCGCCCCUGCAAAAUAUAAAAGUUGCUGACCGAAGUCAUCAGCCAAUGGCGGCAGACUUCCUGUGAACCAGACUACAAGUUUCCAAAAGCGUGAAGCAACUUUGCACUUCGCUGCGCCCAACCAGCAGCGAGAAACAAAACUGGACGACGAGUCAGUUCGGUCAGGCCUUCCCUCAACAGCAGCACCAUCUUAUUUCAGCACAAGAGUCUCAGUGUGUGAUGGCGACGCGACAUCUCGCUCAUCAGAAGAGUGUGAUCAGGCCCAAACACACAGCGGUAACUCAGACAGAGCCUGACUCACGACGAGGCCUGCAGCUUCACAUCCCAUACGCAAACAGCA
Molecule: messenger RNA, 1079 nt
Organism: Scatophagus argus
Lineage: Eukaryota; Metazoa; Chordata; Actinopteri; Scatophagidae
Product: cell adhesion molecule 4-like
Exons: 4
Coding region: 281-640 (119 amino acids)
Source: RefSeq, a predicted model, not a curated record